Messenger RNA from Helobdella robusta, 3236 nucleotides. RefSeq lists its product as hypothetical. Lineage: Eukaryota; Metazoa; Annelida; Clitellata; Rhynchobdellida; Glossiphoniidae. The transcript has 7 exons. Gene Ontology annotation, biological process: protein phosphorylation. The record is from RefSeq and is a predicted model, not a curated record. Gene Ontology annotation, molecular function: ATP binding; protein kinase activity. The coding region runs from base 1 to 2955 and encodes 984 amino acids.
AUGGGUGCUGGUUCUAGUAAGAAAAUCGAUCUAAUAACUCAAAUUCCGUUAUCCGGACAAGAAAAUAAUGAAAAAUUAGUGCCGUGGCUGUUGUACAAUGCAAACGUCAGUGACGAAAGUGAUGGAUUCGUGACGGAAAGUGUCUCCAUAUUUGAUUACGUUGAUGACCCCAACAGCAGGAAUGCCUGCCUGAUACUAAAGACCCUACGUCACCCAAACAUCAUCCAACUCCACAAGUACCACAGUACGCCAACUAUAACAGCAACAACAGUACUUAACAACGCGUACAAUGACCAUCAGAAUACAUGUUACUUAGUAACAGAGCCUCUUACACCACUUGUCAAUUGCAUCAGUAAUUUGAAUAUCCAUGAAAUACUAGCAGGAAUUUUUGACGUCAUGAGUGCUCUCAAGUUUCUACAUUAUAAUGCAAAGAUAAUCCACAACAAUGUAGCCACACUAUCAGUUUUCAUUGGGUCUGAUCAUGCUUGGAAGUUGGGCUGUUUUGAAAGGGCAACUAGUAGUAAUAGUGUGGCUACGACUGCCACUGCAGCUGCCGCUACUACUAAUACUGCCAAGCAACAAACGGCAAAGUGUGAAGUAUUUGCACCUGACAGAGAUGGCUUUGUUGCAUUCAUAGAGGAGAUUGCUGAUCUUGAUUACUUUAAUUUAAAUGAAAACAACGUGAACAUUUUAAAGGAGGUUGUUGAAGAGAUUAAAAACCGGGCAACAAGUGGAGAUGAUGACGUCAAUGAUGAUGUCAUUGAUGAUAGUUAUCCUUGCAAUGAACAUUGCAGUCAUUUUCUCAACAGCACAAACAUCCUCAACAAAUCUGACUUUGUACAAAUUUUAUCAUUUCUUAAAUUCAUUGUUUUAAAGUCAAAAGAGGAGAAAAAAGAAUUUUUUAACUCCCAUUGCUGUUAUAUUGUAAAGAAAAUUAAUUUUGUUGCUACUAGAUCAUUGGUUCCCAAACUCCAAGCAUUACCGGAGGAAUUAGUAACUAAAAGAUUGCUGCCACUACUAACACAGAGAUUCGUAUUUCUCGACGAGACGGCAUGUUCUGAAUUCUUACCAAAAUUUUUAACCCCCAGACCAGCCACCAUUCUGACAUCUGGUGAGUGGGUACUAAGUGAAGAAUCAUUUCGCACAUCCCUGGUGCCUUUGCUCUUGAAGAUAUUUACGAUUAGGGAGACUUAUGUUAGGCUGGUUCUUCUGGAAAAUUUUAAAAGUUAUUGUCGUUGUAUCGGGGAGGAAGACCUGAAGACGUUUGUCUUGGACGAGCUUCUAUUGAGCUCAAGAGAAAGUGACGACAAAUUAGUCGAACAUUCCCUAAUUGCUCUUUCCUGUUUGGUCCCUAUUUUAGGCGGAAAUGUUGUUAUGGGAAGCCGUAGGACGAAAUAUUUUUUUGAUGGAAAUGUCAAGCAACAACCACUGAAACCUUGCAUGGACCCUGGUGUUGACAACUUGCAAGAGGUACUAAACAAAACGAAAAACAGCAAAAAACAUAAUCAUCGACAACAACAUCUACAACUUCACCAACAAAGACACUACAAUAAAUUGAACGUAAACUCCAAAGAAUGUUCUGCAGAUAUUUCUGCAGUGCCAAAUGAGAACACAGUCAACCAAACAUUAACUGACUUAACAGCAAACACCAACACAAAUACUACAACUACAAACAAUGACUUAAUCAUCAACAACAACGACAUUGACUCCAUUACAAUAACAGCCAACAACAACACAGACGUUGACAAACAACAACACAAAUAUCUUCAACGACCAAUUGCAAUUAUUGAACCAAAAACUAACUACCACAAACCAACUCUCAAAGAGUUGAUAUCCAUUAAAAAUGAUUGUGAAGAUGAUGAUGAUAAAAAUGACAGAAAAGAAGAUACAGAUACAGACGAUGACGCUUACCAAAACAUCACCGAUAACAUGAACACUAAUUCACCAUCUACUAACAUUAAAACUGAAAUAUUUAUAAUUCCAUACAGCCUGACUGGCCACACAGAUAAAAACAGAAGCAUUAACCCCUCAGAUCGUACAAAACCUUCUCAAAAUUUCCAACUCCCCAGAAACAACGGAGGAGCUAUGAAACUGACAACAACAUCACAACCACCUCACAACCCAUCAAACAAAAGCUCUACAACAACAAUUGAAACACUAGUACAACAAUCACCAUCGAAGAACAUACAAUCACCAGCAACACCGACUCAGAAAAAUAUUGAAAUUAAAUUCGACGAAGAAAAAAACCAGAUGAUGGGUAACAUUGCAGAUAAGACAAAUUCGGCAUGGGAGGAUAUGUGGGAAUCUGUAGAUGAACCUGAAGACAUGAAAAAGAACCAAUUAAUACUACCUAAAAUUACAAAAAGUGAAACUAUAACUUCAGCUUCCAGCAGGAAACAACAACAAACAUCAGCAUCAUCAGCAAUUACUCCUACAUCGAGAGCACCUACUUCUACAUCAAUAAAACAAACUGACAAAAAUACCAACUUCUUAAAAGUUAAGCAUGCGAUGGAUCAACCACUUGGCUACGGCUAUGAUAUAAAAAUGGUUGAAAUUAAGAAAAAAACUCCAGAAAAUGAUGCCAAAAACGAUGAUUUCGACUUAUUUUCUGAACUAAUUCCUAAUAUUGAUUUCAGAAAAAGUGAAAUUUUAAUUGAAAACAGCUUGAAUAGAAAAUCUAGCACCACUGGCCUCCCCACAAAUUCCACUCGCGACAUUACUCCUACUAGUGCUAACAGCAAUCUUAAUUACGAUGCUAUCAAUUAUAGUCCUGAUAGUAUUUAUAGUAAUAAUAAUAAUAAUAACAAUAACAAUAAUAAUUGUAACAAAUACAACAAUAAUAAUAACAACGAUAUAGUUACUGCUGCGUCACCUACAACGAAUUAUAAACUUUUCCAAAGAACUGAUAAUGAUUGGGGUGAUUGGAAUAAUGAUGAUGACGAUAUUAUGUUAUGAUAAUGAGGUUGACUGGUGGGAGGUUUUAGGUUGAUUUCAGUUUGGUUUUUGUUUGUAUAAAAUUUGUUCAAUUUUCAAUCUGCAUUCCAUAUAAGCUUAUAUGUACGUGCAAUAUUUGAUGAAAUUUACCGAAUUUUUUUAGCCUCUAAUUCACGAGCCAUAUUCAAAUGUUGCAUCAAUUAUGGUCUCCAUCCGGCCUUAAUAUAAAUAUAUUAAUAUAUAUAUAAGCAUAUAUAUAUAUAUAUAUAUAUAUAUAUAUAUAUAUAUAUAUAUAUAUAUGU